This is a messenger RNA of Fraxinus pennsylvanica, 471 nucleotides long. The record is from the annotation of a GenBank genome assembly. Lineage: Eukaryota; Viridiplantae; Streptophyta; Magnoliopsida; Lamiales; Oleaceae.
AUGGGUUUGCUUGGAGCCACUGCAAGUCUUUUGGAUGCUGUCGUUGGACCUGGAGUGACGCUUAUUUAUCCUCUAUAUGCAUCAAUGAGAGCAAUUGAGAGUCCUUCAACACUGGAUGAUCAGCAGUGGUUAACAUAUUGGAUUAUAUACUCAUUGACAACCAUUUUUGAGCUUUCUUGUUGGAAAGUCCUUCAAUGGUUCCCAUUCUGGCCAUACAUCAAGCUAGUAUUCUGUACAUGGCUGGUGUUACCAGUUUUCAAUGGAGCUGCUUACAUUUAUGAGAACUAUGUGAGACAAUAUGUCAAAGUUGUAAGCCCUGUGAGCCAAAAUUAUCCUGAAGGUCAGAGAAGAGUACUUCAGACGAUGAGCCUGGAUGCCAGGAAAUCAGUCGAGAAAUACAUCGAGAAAUAUGGCCCUGAUGCCUUCGAUCGAGUUGUCAAAGCGGCUGAGAAAGAGGUAAAGAGACACUGA